UUUUUUUCCCCACUGUGGUUCUGUUCCCAGAGCAUUUGAGACCCAGAUGACACGACUUGAGGCAGAAUUUGUGCGUCGGGAAGCUCCACCUUCCUAUGGGCAGCUGAUUGCACAAGGACUGAUCCCCCCAGUCGAAGACUUCCCUGUGUACAAUGCAUCACAAGCCUCCGUGCUGCAGAACAUCCGAACAGCCAUGAGGAGGCAGAUGAGACGUCACUCGUCACGACGAAGCUCGUCUCGGCGGCGCCUUGGCCGACUUUGGAACAGACUCUUCCACAGACCUCGGGUGAGGGGACAGAUCCCACUCCUGACACCUGCCCGCACUUCGCAGACGACGUUGGGUGAUGGAAUCAUCAACCAUGCUGAUGGGACUAUUAGGAGUCCUCCACCUUCACCUGAAGGACCUAGUUUAGAGGCAGACACCCACGCCAGUGACCUGCAAGAAGCUGGAUGUAGCACCUUGCAACCAGAGACUGAAAUCACUGAGCCAUUGCCUUCGAAUGUCUUAGAGAACACUUGCACUGCUGCGCAAGCAGAGCCUGAGUCUGGACACGCAGAUAAAUCUGUAGGUGCUGAGACUUCAGGCAGUGAGCUCAAGCAGCCCAAUAAAGUGGAUUCAGGAAAGUCUUUCAGAGAUCCUUUGUCUGAAAGUGUCACAGAAGCGAUCCAUGGAGGGUCAGCACCCAGGAGGACUGUCCCAGAGGGCAGUAAUUUAAGUAGAAGUCAUCCACCAAGUGAAGAGCCAUGUAGGUUACCCUUAAAAAAGUGGGAGUCUGCUUAUUCAGAUAGCCCCUUGAAUGUUCAUAUCCAAGUGGAUGGACAAAACCGGUGUUGCCCUAGCUCUCAUCGGGAGGAGCCUUUGGGUAUUCAUGCGGCUUGUUGCCAUUCUGUGGAAGUGCCAAUGUUAGAGUCCUCUGCUCCCCUCUCUGAAAUCAGUACAAGUGAUGAUGAGUCUUUACUUGUUUGCUAGUAGAAGCUUUUGUUUUGACCCUGUAAACUUUGUAACUUCAUUGUUUAUAUGACUGUGCACUUUGAUUUUAGGUGGCUUGUGCUCUCAGCUUUGUCCAUCAAAACUGGUGUGCUUUAAUCCCCAGGGAGUACAGCACAGGACUAAAUGGGACAAGUUUUUCUUUGUUGCUAUUCCUGAAACUCCAGUGGGGGCAAAAGUAGGCCAGUAUGUGAUGUCAGGGGCUAGGAGAGCAAGAAUGUGUCACUGUAGUUGGGAGGCAUCUCCACUGUUUAUUUCUUCUGUGCUUUAUUUACUUUCCAUUCAGGGAGUUGGUAUUUCUUUACUUUUUCAAGUGAUCUUACAGAAAUUAACACUGUUGGAACUCGGAGCAGGCACCAGUUGUGACUGAGUACUGGUCAAGAAAUAACAUUGUCCUUUUAGGCAUCAUUAUUUAACUAAAAUUUAAUAAUUAAAUAUCAUUAAAUUUUUUGAGAGGAAAUAAAAUCCUUUGUUGUUCCCUUUUUCUAGAAGUAGCUUGCUUCCUUUGCUCCCUUCAGAAAUGUUUUGAUGGCUAUAUAGAUCUUGAAACAUCCACUAGAACCAAAGUUUUUGUAUAAAGUAUUCAGAAUAUUCCUAUCUGCUAUGGCUUUGAAGUAAGAAAUCAGCAAUGUUCAGAACAAGUGAAAUGCAUUGAACCCUAUUUGCAACAAUAUUUUUUAGUUGUCAUAUUUUACUCUUUUCAAAGUGAUGUAGCAAAGGUUGAAGAAUCACUUGCUGUCUUCCUACCCUUUUUCCUCUCCUCUCUUCUGAUUUCAGGGACUUUUAUGAUUACACCACUUUGGUUGUGCUCUGAAGGUUUCUGAGCUUCACGGCUGGCUGCAAUAGGAAGCACUGAGCCCUUGGUAACUGUCAGGAUUGGAUUCUUUAUUUUGCAAUAAAAUCUACUUCACAAGUUUGCUCUGCUUCCUAGGUGCAGCUUUUUGGAACUUGUUUUUCUAGACAACUAUAGGGGUUUGCUUUUACUUUCUCUUAAGGACUGAAGUAGGACAGUGCCAGUUCCAAAGCUGACACUGUGUGAAUUGUAUACUGCUUUAAACUGGUGCCUUUUUGUGUUUUUUUUUAGAGUGCAAUUAGAAGCAAGCAAGUUAUUUACCUGAAAGAAGGGUGAUAUUGCAUAAGCAGGAGUGACCUGGUGCAGAAUCACAGCUGGUUAUGUCUGAUAGUUUGGCCCUGCUGCAGUGGAUAGAAUGGUGCCGUGAACCAGCGUGGGCCAGGCUCCUCUCCUGCCCUUGUAGGAGCUCUGUUUCAGCCCUGUGGUGAGGCAGUAACAAACUAGAAUGCUACAUACAGAAAUUAACAAAGAAGUUAUCUCAGCUGUUCCUCUGUAAGUAUCCAAGUGCUCUGAUGCUGUUUAAUGCUGUAGGAAUUCAACUUGCCUGAAGUUAUUAACUGGUAACUUCAGCUUGUAAAGCUGGGGUGGAUUUGGGCAUCUGUAGAAGUGGGGUGUGCUGUCCACAGCUCACAGGCUUUUGCAGUGAACAGUUUACAUUGAAGUGUCAAAGAUGUUUUUUAAUGGACUAUACGUGCCCUGAAUCUUCCUUUGGGAGUGCUUUAAAAAAAUAAGCAUUAAGACUUUUGCUUUACUGAAAUGUAAUGUGAAAGAAUGACUUUGAAAUUACUUUUUUUGUCUUCAGUUGCAAAUUGCUUUCAUAGUGUGUUUUCCAAAGGCAGAAGAUUCAGAGUCUAUAAGAGCAUAGAAAGGAUUGUAGCAAAAUGCGUAAUGAGCAAGAGUCAUAAUUACAUUAAGUAAGUACUAUUCACUCACUUCUUCUCAAGUGCUUUUGUGAUCAGAAUUCAUUUCAUCAAGGAAAAUGAAGCUUUGAAAGAGAUGUUAAUUUCGUAGCAUUUAUAAACAUUUUAAAUGCAUUCCACCUUUGCCGUGUACUGUAGUCAUCGUGCUGCCAGAUUGUUUGCAUCGAAGGCUGCAGGUUUUAGUGUCAUCUUUUUUUCCUAGAGGUAACUUUAAAUACUUAGGAGUUUUAUUUGUAAAACAGUAAGCCUAAUCUUAGUGGGGAGGAGGAUUGUUUCAGGGUGAAUAUUGUGAUGAUAUGAAGGAUCUUCAGAGUAAGUGUAUAUUUAAUUCUCUUACAGAAAUGUAUUACUAUAGAAAAAUAAUUUUGAUCAUUCUAUGCCUUAAAUUAUCAUCACUGUAAGGCUCUUGAAGUUAAAAUAUGUUGAAAUGUUAGAGUUGAAAUAUAUACUUCAAAUUACUCUAUAUUCUGGGAACAACCCUGAACUGUAUUUUCUUUUAAGGUGUAACUUAACAUAAUUUCUUACAUAUAUAAUGCAUAUUUUGUGUACUGAUCCAUUUGGUAACUCAGCCAAAAAAUUCAGUGAGAAGAAUUUAUAUUUAGAAACUGACAAAAAUCCAGGUUAAUGAAAAUUUGAUGCUUGAAGUGUACAGAAAUAUUCACAGCCAUCACUGCUGGAAUUUACAGCCUUGCAUAAAUGAGACAUACAAGCCUGGUGCUUUUGUAAACACUUAUGUUUUGUAUUCUGCAGUAGAAUAUUCUCUCCUUACUCCCCUAGUUCAUUCCUUGGAGGCAAGAGUCAGUUUUGCAGAAGAAACAUGUACAUGUGUGCUGUGGGUACAAACAAAUGUGUUGAAAUGUUGAUACGUGAGGGAAAAGUCAGAGUCUGCCUUAGUAUAUGUCUGUCCCUCCUUUCUCCACCUCUUGUAAGCAUUAAGCAGAGAAUUGACUGUCAUUGAAGCUCACCCACCUUCUGUUCCAUGCAAGCUGCCUCCUUAUAUUCAGAACUUCCUAAAAAAAAAAAAAAAAUUGCAGAAAACUGCUACUAUGCCAGAAGUGUGAACAGAAAAAUUCAUUCUUUGCUCAGUGGAAAAAUAUGGUUGCACUUCAAUGACUGUAACCUAAUGAGUUAAUGAAUUUAUCUUUAAAAAAAAUAUUUUAAUAAUGCUUUUCUGCGUUCUUUAAGUAUUUUCAUAGAAGGGAAAAACUGUUUAAGAUUUAAAAAAACAAACAACACCAAAAAACCCUACAAAACUCCACUGUCCAGUCUCCCUAGAAAACAGUUUCCUAAAAAUAACUCUGAGUAGAGAGGAAUACUUAAGACUUUUCCUGAACUAAGAACAACCACUCACAGGCAGCAUCACGACUAAAGUGCUCUCUUACUCUCUUAUUGCUAUUAAAACAUGGGGUCUAUUUCUAUUUGAAAUUGCAACACUUUCCAACUUGUGUAUGACUCUGUAACAUCCCUUAAAUCGACUUGAUGUACUUGUUUUCUAUUCUGUUCUCUGCCUUUCUUUUUUUUUUUCUUUUUCUUUCUGUGUGUGUGAAUGUUGUAUAUAUUCACUGAAAUACAUUUUACCAUAAUGUAUGUACAGAUGUAUGGUUCAGGUAUGGCAUCGUGGUUACCUGUGUUUGCUGGUUCCUGGACAAUGAUACAAUACAAGUAAGAUGCUGGGCAUCAUCAUACUUUGCUCUUGCUUCAAUCUCUUAAUUUUUAAUAAAAUUUAAUGUGUCCAGAGA
Messenger RNA from Meleagris gallopavo (turkey), 4500 nucleotides. NCBI's taxonomy places the organism in Eukaryota, Metazoa, Chordata, Aves, Galliformes, Phasianidae. The record is from RefSeq and is a predicted model, not a curated record.